AUGACAAAUCUGGAGAAACAAUUUGGAGACCUGAAAGACCAGUAAGUCACUGAUUUACAUUGGACUUAUAAAUAUUGUUCUAAAUUCCAUCAGUGUGUCAAACAGAUGAGUGUAGCUAAGGUUAACCAAUUGUAACCAAUGUUGUUUCUGUUCAGGUUGUACAAGGAUAGGUUGAGUCAGGUGGAUGCUAAACUCCAGGAGGUGAUUGCAGGCAAGGCUUCGGAGUACCUGGACCUCUGGCAAAUCUGCAGGAGAACAUGCAGAUCAGAACAAAGGUUGCGGGUAAGACUGUAAUCUUUGGAUCACAUUAUUUAUGUAGCCUUAAACUGGUUUCACAAAUUGCUGCGGCAUUGAACACCAGUGAAAUAAAGGUUUCCUAGUUAUCAUGCAAAAGUUGACGAAGGAAAUUGCAUAAACAGUAUACUGACAAAUUAUUUUCCUUCCCAGGGAUCUACUGGGGGCUCUUUAAGUUGUUCUGAAAGUGCCCAUGUCCAUCUUAAAACCUCUGUCUAAUUGAUUUAUUUGUACAGUGUUUUAAUUUAUGUUCAUUGUAACCUUAUUCAUUGAUUCCUUCAUUGAUGUCUAAGUGAGAAGCUGCUAUUGUUUGAUACAGUGCAAAGAUCAGGCGUCUGGAGGAGGACAGGCACAGUAUCGAUAUAACCUCGGGUACCGUCAAGUCAUUACUAGAGCCACUAGCGUGCAUAACCCAGCUGGACUGAAAUGCUAUUUCAAUGGAAAUUAUUAAUUGAGCUUGCCUGUUAGUCCAGGAUUAGGCUUAGUCUGUGUCCAGGAAAUUAGCUGAAAGUGCCAUGUCUUAAUCUUCCCUCUCCUCAUUGACCCUUAUUUUCUCACACAGAGCUCUGGAAUGAUGAGCUGCAGUCAAGGAAGAACAAGAGGAAAGAUCCAUUUAGUCCAGACAAAAAUAAAAAGCCAGUUGUGUCAGACAUCCUAUUUCAUCAUUCAAGUCUCAACAGAAAUUAGUCUUGCAUGCAAGAUGGUUUUUUGAACAAUCUUAGUCUGUUGUUGUCAUGUGUACUUUUACUUGUCCCCCCCACACCACUUCCUUGUACAUACUAGAAUUUACUUAACAUUCGUACCACCAUAUAUUAUCUACAUGUUAAAAGACUUGGAUAAACUCCAGGACUGAACAGCAAUCAGAAAGGUACCUUGCCUCGUAGAUGCAUAGCAUGGUUUGGAUUUAUGAUGAUUAUGAUCAUAUUUUAAUAAAUAUAUAUCUUACAGGCUGUGGCUACUUUUGGACCUCACAGAGGUAAGACUAAUGGUAAGACUCAACUUCUCUUUUGAAUUAAAUAAUUGUGCUGUAAUGUGUCAUCACUCUAUUCUGUUAUUGUCUGAGAUCCUGUCCCUCAUCCCUUCCUGCCUUUUUGAUUUUCUAAACCAAAUCAUAAAUGCAUCAUACAUAAAUAAACACAAUUUAACAUGAACAAGUAUAAGUGAUAAGUUAUAAGACGUUACUACACUAACUUGGAAGUGUGUCUUUGUGACUAACAACUCUUUUUUGUUUCCACCAAACAUUAUAUUCCAGUCUCCACCAAUAAGAAUGAAAAGCAGCAGCAUAAUGCUCGAUCAGAAGAGGGAAAGUUGUUUUAUGAUGGAGAAUGGUACUGCCGUGGACAGACGAUUUGCAUUGACAAGAAA
Messenger RNA from Coregonus sp. 'balchen', 1659 nucleotides. Lineage: Eukaryota; Metazoa; Chordata; Actinopteri; Salmoniformes; Salmonidae. The record is from the annotation of a GenBank genome assembly.